Messenger RNA from Prorocentrum cordatum, 946 nucleotides. NCBI's taxonomy places the organism in Eukaryota, Dinophyceae, Prorocentrales, Prorocentraceae. The record is from the annotation of a GenBank genome assembly.
CGAGGGCGGACGGCCGCACGGUGCCGCCCCCGCGCGCAGCCCAAGCGGCUUGCUGCCCAUCGCCGGCGACGGGGCGGACGGCCGCGAGCUCCAGAUCAACAUGCUGUACAAGCAGUUUGACCUGGAGAUCGUGUACGAGAUGGGCGGCGGAAACAUGUUCGAGGUGGAGACCCUGCAGCGGAUCGCCAAGUUCGAGCAGGACCUCAGAUCCUUGCCGCUCUGGUCGGGCCUCUGCGCGGAGAGCUACGUGCUGGAGCUGCCGUACUGCGAGCUCGGCGUCUCCUUCGCGAAUUACGCUCUGCCGUCCCUGGCCGGCGCGAGCAGCACGGACAUCGUCCCCUCCGACUUGUCCUUCGACGGCAAGGGGGAGGAUCUCAUACCGGUUGCCACCGUCUUCCAGAUGCUGAAGGAGCACGACGUCACGAACGUCGUGCUCCCGAGCUCGUACAGCACCACCAUGCUAGACUCUGGGAGCCCCGCGCCCAUGUCGCUGCUCCGCUCCGCCUUCCGGUGGAAGGUCGAGUGCUGCAGGCCGACCGACAGCCAGGCGCACCAGAGCAAGAUGCUCGGCGAGAUCAGAGAGAAGUGGCAGAAGUUCAUUAGCGAGGAGCUGCUCCCAGCUAUAAACGAGCAGUCCGUUCACAUAGGUGAAGACAUCAGGGUGUUCUACGACGGUGACCACAUACUGAGGACGGAGGUAAUGACCACGCUGAUCAGAGACAUGAACCUGGCGACGGGAUCUUUCCUGUUCGUGUUCCUCUACAUCUGGUUCCACACGAGUAGCAUUGUGCUGAGCCUCGUGAGCUUGCUGGUGAUCGGCGCCUCGGUUCCGCUCUCCUACGUCGUCUUCGCAGCCCUGACAGGCCAGCGCACGAUGACUCUGGCUUCGUUCCUGGCCGUGUUCCUGGUGGUCCCAGGGGCGGCCAGGGUCGAGAAGGAGGGCAAG